AUGCAACAUGCCUAUGCUCCAAUCCAGUUCAAGAGGAAAUUUACAUUUCAGCAAGCUCUUUCUCACAAUUUUGAGUAUUUGAACAUUUCUGUUGUGCAUUGUCAACACUCUGGUGCAAGCCAUAAACUCAGUUCAAACUACAUUGUUCGGGAUAAUCUCACAAGGGUAUACUGCAAGCUAGGCCAGAUGAGAAUUUCACAUAACAUUGUUUGUGAGAAGCUUGAUCCUUUUCCUUCUUCGAAAGCAUUGAAGGUGGAUUCGGGGAAGUCACAGAAUGCAAUUCAUAUUUGGUCAAUAAGCGAAAACAUAUGUCACUACAUCAAACAUCAUCACAAGCACACUUAUGACCAAGACAAACGAGGAAAUAAUAGUGCAAUAUGA
Molecule: messenger RNA, 381 nt
Organism: Ilex paraguariensis (yerba mate)
Lineage: Eukaryota; Viridiplantae; Streptophyta; Magnoliopsida; Aquifoliales; Aquifoliaceae
Source: the annotation of a GenBank genome assembly